Molecule: messenger RNA, 1293 nt
Organism: Verticillium nonalfalfae
Lineage: Eukaryota; Fungi; Ascomycota; Sordariomycetes; Glomerellales; Plectosphaerellaceae
Exons: 6
Coding region: 1-1293 (430 amino acids)
Cellular component (GO): nucleus
Molecular function (GO): metal ion binding
Source: RefSeq, a predicted model, not a curated record
AUGUCUUCAGAGGAGCAGGAACUUCUAGCCAAGAUCAGCAGACUGGCUGGCAAGAUCAACCGCCACAAGAGCCAGCAGUCCGGCGCGCAGUCCCCGGCAGCCCAUCAACCAGCUCACAGUUCGCACAACACCUAUCGAUCGAGCAGCCAUCACUAUCAUCCUUAUCGCGGCGGCCGACAUGGCCCUGCCCACCGAAAUCGAACUCUGAAUAGCGGCAGCCACACGCCGACGGCAGAGGCACAACCAGCUUCCAACGCCGUCAUUUCCAACGCUUCAGGCUCGUGGGUCGCGACCACAAAUCGGCACAACAUGCAGCUUAUCAACUCGAACGUGUUUGAGGAAAAGAACCAGAAGCGCACAGAAGCCAUCGAGGCCACUCGAAAACAGCAUCUCGCGUCCCAGAACGCACGCGAGGCCUCUCAGCUGACGUCUCACCUCCACCAGCGCCAUGGGCCCCGUGUCAAGACCACGUCGUCGAUAUUCAAGGCAUCAGCUUCCGCGUUACUUGCAACGGCAGCAAGCUCGUCAAACUGGCUGGCACGUCGUCUCGCACCUCACCUCCCCCUCGGACCUACCUACUCACAUCUACCAGGCGACCUCCACUCGGCCAGCGCCACACCCAAGGUUGCCGUUGUCGGCGGUGUUCAGUUCCGUCGCAGCAAGAAUGGCAACCUGUAUCGGCAGGGCGUGAUCAAACUCCAUCCACAUGCGGGCGUGAAAAAGGUCAACGUGCCUUGCCGCAUGUUUUCGUCGACUGGUUCCUGCCCCAAGGGCCCGACCUGUCGCUACAUCCACGACGCGUCCAAGGUGGCGGUGUGCCGCGACUUUCUCCAGAAGGGAAAGUGCGCCAACGGCGAGGAUUGCGACCUGUCCCAUGAUCUGUGCCCGCAGCGCACGCCGACGUGCCUGCACUUCAUCAAGGGCAACUGUGCGAACCAUGAGUGUCCAUAUGCCCACAAUAACGUGUCUCCAGGUGCGCUGGUAUGCCGGCCGUUUGGCCUCUACGGCUUCUGCGAGGCAGGACAAGAGUGCACCGAGAGGCACGUGUCCGAAUGUCCCGAUUUCAGCAACACGGGAGUGUGCAAGACCAAGGGCUGCAAGCUGCUGCACCGCGAGAGGGCAAGCGUCCUGCGGAAGGCGGGCGAGCAGCAGGAAGACGCCGACAUGUCGAGCGACGACGACGUGGCCGACAGCGACGAUGUCGACUCGGACGAGGUCGACGAGUUUCUCGGUGGCGACGGCGAGGUCGAUGACGCGGAGGUCAAGGCGCAGAGCGACUUUAUCUCCUUUUGA